UUCAGUGGAGAAAAAAGCAGGCUCGUCCUCGUCAUUUUGUGUCUUCUUCGUUACGGUUACUUCCGCGUCUCUUUACUUCUCCCCCUCGUGCAUUGUCCGUCCAUACCCGAGAGAAUGAUUACAACGUAAGAGUAUGUUUUUUUAAUCUCACCGCAAAGGAGAGGAAUCCAGCCACCUCUGUACUCGCCGUCCAUACCCACCAUGUCCUCCUCCCCCGCCGCCCCUCCACCGGCAGCUACCGCCACCCCACCCCCAUCCACCUUUGCAGCGCCUCCUCCAGCUACCCCCGCCACACCUCCUCCAACCACUCCCGUGGCCCCGCCCCCUGCGGCCCCAUCCGCCCCUCCCCCAACGACCCCCGCCUCCUCACCUCCGGCAUCCCUGCCUCCACCCGCCACUCCGCCUUCCCCCGCCAACCCGUCCCCGUCCCCUCCCUCGACCUCGCCCUCCCCCUCCAUACCAUCCGCCUCGUCGCCUCCCCCGCCUCCGGCCUCAUCCGCUUCGCUCCCACCCCCGUCUCCACCCUCUUCACAUUCUCCAUCGCCGCCUCAAGUGCCAUCUACCAGGUCUCCGCCGUCUCCCUCUUCGCUUUCUGCAUCUCCGUCAAGCUCUAGCUCAAUCUCGACACCGGUUGUCGUCGCGAUAGCGGUUGGCGGGGUUGCGAUCCUCUUGCUGCUUAGCUUCCUAUGCCUUUUUUGUUGGAGAAAGAAGCGCAGGGCGGCGCCGCCGACGCCUCAUUACUAUGGAGCUUCACCGCCGCCUCCAAUGGCAGGGAAAGAUGACAGCUAUGGUGAAUAUUGGCAACAGAAUGCUCCUCCAGCAGCUAAUGUUGUGAAAUUUCCUCCUGGACCACUACCUCCUCCAUUCGCUUUGCGACCACCACACUCUCCAAACCAUCUGCCUCCAAUGCCUAUGAUAAGUAGCAGUGGAGGUUCAGGGUCCAAUUAUUCUGCUCCUGAGACUCCACUACCGCCACCAUCUCCUGGUGUUGCCCUUGGAUUCUCAAAAAGCACUUUUACUUAUGAAGAACUGGCUAUAGCAACAAAUGGUUUCUCUGAUGCUAAUCUCCUUGGGCAAGGUGGUUUUGGUUACGUACAUAGAGGAGUACUUUCAAAUGGUGAGGAAGUUGCAGUGAAGCAAUUGAAAACAGGAAGUGGACAGGGUGAACGUGAAUUCCAGGCAGAGGUUGAGAUCAUCAGCCGUGUGCAUCACAAGCAUCUUGUUUCAUUGGUUGGAUACUGCAUUGCAGGAGGCGAGAGGCUGCUUGUUUACGAAUAUGUUCCUAAUAAUACAUUGGAGUUCCACUUGCAUGGAAGAGGCCGACCAACCAUGGAAUGGUCUACACGAUUGAAAAUUGCUUUGGGUUCUGCCAAGGGAUUGGCAUAUCUUCAUGAAGACUGUCACCCUAAGAUUAUUCACCGUGAUAUUAAGUCAUCCAACAUUCUCCUUGAUUAUAAGUUUGUGGCAAAGGUUGCAGAUUUUGGGCUCGCAAAGUUUGCUUCUGAUAAUAACACCCAUGUUUCCACGAGAGUCAUGGGGACGUUUGGUUAUCUGGCACCUGAAUAUGCAUCUUCAGGCAAACUGACAGAUAAAUCAGAUGUGUUCUCGUUUGGUGUAAUGCUUCUAGAGCUAAUCACAGGAUGCCGCCCUGUUGAUCAAUCCCAAACUUACAUGGAUGAAAGCAUGGUUGAUUGGGCAAGGCCAUUGCUUACUCAAGCUCUGGAAGAUGGCAAUUAUGACGAUGCUCUCGUUGAUCCUAAGUUGGGAAUGAAUUAUAACCCUGACGAGAUGGCCCGCAUGAUUGCCUGUGCUGCUGCAUGUGUUCGUCACUCAGCACGUCGACGGCCAAGAAUGAGUCAGGUCGUCCGUGCUUUAGAAGGUGAUGUAUCUCUUGAUGACUUAAACAACGGCGUUAGGCCCGGUCACAGCAGGUUUUACAGUUCAUACGGCAGCUCUGAUUACGAUUCCAAUCAGCACAAGGAUAUGAAGUUCAGAAAAAUGGCAAUGACCACUGAAGAAUUCGCUAGCAGCGAGUACAGUGCACCAACCAGUGAAUACGGUCAGAUUCGGUCGGCAUCAAGCAGUGAAGGUCAACAAACACAAGAAAUUGAGAUGGGAAAUAAGAGAGGCAACUACUAUGGUUUCGGCAGCAAUUUGUAAGAACCUCCUGCAUCAGUUCUACUGCAAAUCCCAGCCUUUGUUCCACGGCUGAGAAAACCAAAUUCAUCUUCUGGACAGCUUUUCUUAAAUGUUCAUUUCGCUGACUCAAUAAAUGACUAAUAGCUUGAUUCUUCUUUUGUGAUGUAUAUGUUUUUCUGAUCAAAUGCUGAAAGGAAAUGUAUUUCUUCAACAGUUGAAUUGAUUUCUAAUAUAAAGAAAGCGAGAUUUGUAUUUUUUGUUCA
Messenger RNA from Zingiber officinale, 2402 nucleotides. RefSeq names its product proline-rich receptor-like protein kinase PERK1. The record is from RefSeq and is a predicted model, not a curated record. Lineage: Eukaryota; Viridiplantae; Streptophyta; Magnoliopsida; Zingiberales; Zingiberaceae. Gene Ontology annotation, molecular function: protein kinase activity; ATP binding. Gene Ontology annotation, biological process: protein phosphorylation. The coding region runs from base 202 to 2160 and encodes 652 amino acids. The transcript is spliced from 8 exons.